UGACAUGACGUGAAGCGUUAGCUGACGGCCGCUGCGCUAAUAGUGGUGGGGGGAAAAAUCGAUUCUGUUCAGUAUCGAGAUAUUUUGCGCACGCAAUUAUAUACUGUAUCGUAAAGUAUUGCAAUAUUUAGGCUAAUUAUAAAAUGAUCUCUUUUACUUUCGAGUUAUAGGGCUUUGACAGUGGCAGUUUUUUACCACUGUGGUGGUUGGGGGGUUGUUUUGAAAAUUGAAAUAAAAAAAUGUAGCAGCUAACGUUAGUGUUUGAGUAAUUCCAUCAAAGAAGCAACACAUUAAAGCCUGUAAAGCAUUGAAGAUGUUCACAGAUUUAAUGGGACAUUUGAAGUGAGUUGAGCAGUCUUAUUUUCCUCAUUUUUUGUAAUGCCUUGAAUAUUAUGGGGGACAUGAAUCGCAAUAUAUUGCAGAAUCGAAUCGCAAUACUUGUUGUAUUGCAAUAUGUUGUUGACGGAUGUAUUCAGUCAAAAUGUCUGACACGCGGCUAGGGGUCAUGUGAUUGGGAGAUCCCUAUAAUCUGUAUUUACACGACUUUUUAUUUAUUAUUUAUUUUUUUAUGGCGGGUGCUAGAGUUUCUUGUGUGUUCAGCCAAUCAGCGUGCACUAAAGUCACUGGUAGUGUGUGUGUGUGUGUGUAAAUUGAUCUAGCCACAUGGAUUGUUUUUUUGUUUUUUUUUUUCAUAGUGUAUUGCAUAUAGUUAUUGUAUGUUUAACAUUGAAUUUGAGUUUGUUUGUUUUUUACUUAAUGGUUAAAUUGAAAACCAAACAGGCAGAUCACAACCACAGAUCUUUUCCUGGAUUUUUUAAAAAUGCUGGCAAAAAUAAAAGACAUCUUGCCAGAUGUCACAGGCCAACAGUACCAGCAAAGGCGCAUAAAUAUUUUGAUUGUUCUGUGUCUUUGCUGGGCUCUAAAUCCGAUACAACCCCAUCUAUAUCCGAAGAGCUGGAGCUCAUGCAAGCAGGGCUAGGAAAGAGGACCCUGUCCUUAACAUCAGAUACAACACAUGCCGAGUUAUCAAGUUUGCUGCGGGAAGCAUACUCAAAAAUGAGUCAUUUGGAAGACAGGUGGCUUCUUUUCAAAGCUGCAGUUGUUGUGUUACUUGCUUAUAUAGGUGGGAAUGGAAGGAGAAGAAUAUCUGUAAUACCAUUGGAGGCAGAGGGGUAUACAGGAUCAGUGAUCAAAAGUGCUUCUAGUGGUGGGAAGAACUUGCUGUACGUCGUGCCGUUGCAGGAUGAACUUGAUAUGACACCACUGCCACCAGAUGCACCUGAAUUUGCCCGAAUGCCAAAGGCAUCUUGUAAAAAAUGCAAGACUCUGAUGCCACUUCAGACACUGGCUUUGCAUGUUGACCAGUGUGACGGCAUGCAAAACUCAGAAAACUCUGAAAUUGAGGAAGAAGAUUUGGUGUUUAUAGAGGAGGCAACAUCAUCUAAUGUUAUACACCACCUUCAGGAGGGACACAUGCAAAAGCUAAAUUUUAACAUUGGCUAUGUUUACAUGACGCCUUUUGUUUCAACUGGAACAAAGUCAUUCUGA
This is a messenger RNA of Cyprinus carpio (common carp), 1548 nucleotides long. RefSeq lists its product as uncharacterized. Lineage: Eukaryota; Metazoa; Chordata; Actinopteri; Cypriniformes; Cyprinidae. Bases 664 to 1548 code for a protein of 294 amino acids. The transcript has 5 exons. The record is from RefSeq and is a predicted model, not a curated record.